AUGGGUAUCUGCACGUCAUCAGGUGGCAUCGAGAUAUCAGAAGAUGACAAACAGCGGCAUCGUGAGGCUGAGAAGGUAUUGAAGGAGGCGAAGACGAAGCUUGCUGUUCAAGUUAAAGUGCUGCUACUCGGGUCUGGAGACUCAGGGAAGUCAACAAUCUUGAAGCAAAUGCGCCUCAUCCACAAGAUUCCCUUCACGUCAAACGAAGUCGAGAGCUACCGGCAAUUGGUCUUCAACAAUCUUACCCAUGGUCUCAAGUACCUACUCGAUGCCAUGGAGGACAUGGGUCUCGAAGUUACACCGGAGAACGUCGACUACGUCGACAUGAUCGAGAACGCGGCCGAUAUCCGAGAUGGAGAGCCAUUUCCCACGAGUUUCAUGGGUCCCCUGCAGUCACUAUGGUCAGACCCAAUGGUACAGAAGGCUUGGGAAAGAGGAAACGAAGCCGCCCUGCCAGAAAACUUGUCGUACUUCUACUCGGACCUAGAGCGACUUUUCUCCAUUGACUACAUCCCAACCGAGCAAGACAUCGUUCGCUGUCGAGCAAGAACAAUCGGCAUUACCGAGACCGUCUUCCAGCUCCGAGAUCAUGAGAUGCUGAUGGUUGAUGUUGGCGGGCAGAAGAGCGAGCGAAGAAAGUGGAUUCAUUGUUUCCAGGAUGUCACAAGUAUUCUUUUCCUAGUCAGCUUGAGCGGCUACGACCAGUGCCUUGUGGAGGACAAGGACGCGAACCAAAUGCAGGAUGCUAUGACUAUCUGGGACUCAAUAUGCCAUUCCCAGUGGUUCAAGGCAACAUCUAUUAUUCUAUUCCUCAACAAAAAUGAUCUGUUCGAGGCCAAGGUUGAACACUCUGAUAUCAAGAACUUCUUCCCGGAUUACGAGGGCCCACCAGCAAACGCACGCGAGGGUCGCGAAUAUUUCAAGAAGCGGUUUGCACGUCUAGCUCAGAAGGCUGGCCGAUCGAAAGAGCGAGAAAUCUAUAUACAUAUUACUACGGCGACGGACACGGCUUUGUUGAGAGUGGUUAUGGCAGCUGUUGAAGCCAACCGUGCUCAAUCGUUUGUAUCGUCGUAUGUCCCUCCUCAUUACUUCAGCAUCGUUCUUCGCAAUAACCUAGAAGUCGCCGCUUUGAUUUAA
Molecule: messenger RNA, 1137 nt
Organism: Stereum hirsutum FP-91666 SS1
Lineage: Eukaryota; Fungi; Basidiomycota; Agaricomycetes; Russulales; Stereaceae
Product: heterotrimeric G protein alpha subunit 4
Exons: 10
Coding region: 1-1137 (378 amino acids)
Biological process (GO): G protein-coupled receptor signaling pathway
Cellular component (GO): heterotrimeric G-protein complex
Molecular function (GO): GTPase activity; guanyl nucleotide binding; G-protein beta/gamma-subunit complex binding
Source: RefSeq, a predicted model, not a curated record